AUGAGUGACGACAACGUGCCCAAGUCUGGGGACUGGCCAGUAGACCCUCAAGAUGAACAAGAAAUUUUGAAAGAGCGCAUCUGGGUCGAUGGCUGUUUUGAUUUCGCCCACCACGGCCAUGCGGGUGCCCUACUGCAAGCGCGUCAAUUAGGGAAGGAGCUGUACGUAGGCAUUCAUUCCGACGAGGAGAUCUUGGAGAACAAAGGCCCGACGGUCAUGACUUUGUGUGAGCGAGAGGCUGCCGUUGACGCAUGCCGUUGGUCAACCAAAUCGAUUCCCCAUGCGCCCUAUGUCACAUCGUUGCCGUGGAUAUCGCACUAUGGAUGCUGGUACGUCGUCCAUGGCGAUGACAUCACAUCCGAUGCCAGCGGCGAAGACUGCUACCGCUAUGUCAAGGCUGCCCAGCGGUUUCUGGUCGUGAAAAGAACCCCAGGCAUAUCAACGACCGACUUGGUUGGUCGCAUGUUGCUAUGUACCAAGGGACACUUUAUCCGCUCCCUAAGCGACGAAUUGGCCGGCGUCUCUGACGGCAAAUCCGACCCUGAGCGAGUCGCACAGGGCGCUGCCAUGCUACAAAGGAUCAAGGAUUACGCGACAGACGAGACGGCCCUUCAGCCCGGUUCAGAAGUAUGGACCUGGGGCCCACGUAGCCAGGCCAACACCGCCAACAAAACCCACGAUUCGGGGUUCUUCGAGAAACUCGUCUCUGGCAAUGGGCCCAAGCCCGGACAACGCAUCGUCUAUGUCGACGGUGGUUUCGAUCUAUUUUCAUCCGGCCAUAUCGAAUUUCUCAAGCGCGUAAACGAGGCAGAGAAAGGGGAGGCUUACAUCGUGGCCGGUGUCCACAACGACGCCGUGAUCAACCACUGGAAAGGCCUCAACUAUCCCAUCAUGAAUAUUUUUGAGCGUGGUCUUUGUGUACUGCAAUGCCGUUACGUUCACGCCAUCAUCUUUGGCGCCCCCUUCUCACCCUCGAAACCAUAUCUUGAAGCCAUACCUCUAGGUCAAGUCAGUGCAGUUUACCACGGGCCCACCGCCUUCAUGCCGUCGACAUAUGACCCCUACACAGAUGCCAAGGACAUGGGCAUCCUGCGAGAGAUAGAGCCUCAUCCCUACGCAAACGUCAAUGCGGGCGAGAUUGUCCAGAGAAUCAUGAAGGGCCGUCAGGCCUUUGAAGAGCGUCAGAGGCGGAAGGGUGAAAAAGCCGUUGGGGAGGAGGCCACUCGUCAACGAGAGAUCAUGGAGCAAGAACAAGCCGCCAUUGAGGAAGAAAGACGGGCUGCAUUGAACUGA
Exophiala bonariae is the source of this 1293-nucleotide messenger RNA. RefSeq lists its product as uncharacterized. Gene Ontology annotation, molecular function: ethanolamine-phosphate cytidylyltransferase activity. The record is from RefSeq and is a predicted model, not a curated record. Lineage: Eukaryota; Fungi; Ascomycota; Eurotiomycetes; Chaetothyriales; Herpotrichiellaceae. The transcript has 3 exons. The coding region runs from base 1 to 1293 and encodes 430 amino acids. Gene Ontology annotation, biological process: phosphatidylethanolamine biosynthetic process. Gene Ontology annotation, cellular component: cytoplasm.